UCACCCGGCCGAUUUCACUCCAGUCAGCACCACAGAACUCGGUGAGGUCGCUCGUCGAAGUAAGGAUUUCGAAGAACGUAAUGUAAAAGUGCUCGGUCUUUCAGCCAAUAGUUUGGGUGAUCACGAGAAGUGGGUUGAAGAUAUCAACGAAGUGAAUGGCGUCCAUCUUAACUUCCCCAUUAUUGCCGAUGCUGAGCGUCAGGUUGCCGCAUUAUAUGAUAUGUUGGACCAUCAAGAUGUUACUAAUGUUGACACUAAGGGCCGUAAUUUCGAUGAAAUUAUUCGUGUUAUUGACUCCCUUCAACUCGGCGACAAACACCGAUGUACCACUCCCGCAAACUGGAAGAAAGGUGAAGAUGUCAUCGUCCAUCCCAGUGUUAGUAAUGAAGAAGCCAACACUCUGUUCCCAGGUUAUAGAACCAUUAAACCAUAUCUUCGACUUGCCAAAUCACCUUUCUAA
Acaulospora morrowiae is the source of this 460-nucleotide messenger RNA. The record is from the annotation of a GenBank genome assembly. NCBI's taxonomy places the organism in Eukaryota, Fungi, Glomeromycota, Glomeromycetes, Diversisporales, Acaulosporaceae.